Molecule: messenger RNA, 6625 nt
Organism: Chara braunii
Lineage: Eukaryota; Viridiplantae; Streptophyta; Charophyceae; Charales; Characeae
Source: the annotation of a GenBank genome assembly
UUCAUGCAACGUUGCCCUUGUUCGUCGCGCUAUACUCGUAACGUUCCUCACACUUCUCAAUGUAUGUAUCUUUCAGAGGUCGGCGGAGGUCGGCGGAGGCGAGUGGAGGUGGAGCGGAGGUCGGCGGAGGUCGGCGAAGGUCGGCGGAGGUCGGCGGAGGUCGGCGAAGGUGGAGCGGAGGCCGGCAGAGGUGGGCGGAGGUCGGUGGAGGUCGAGAGGAGGUCGACAGAGGUGGGCGGUGGUCGGCGGAGGUCGGCGGAGGUGCUACGGAGGUGGGCGGAGGUCGGCGGAGGUCGGCGGAGGUGGAGCGAAGAGGUCGGCGGAGGUCGGCGGAGGCGAGUGGAGGUGGAGCGGAGGUCGGCGGAGGUCGGCGAAGGUCGGCGGAGGUCGGCGGAGGUCGGCGAAGGUGGAGCGGAGGCCGGCAGAGGUGGGCGGAGGUCGGUGGAGGUCGAGAGGAGGUCGACAGAGGUGGGCGGUGGUCGGCGGAGGUCGGCGGAGGUGCUACGGAGGUGGGCGGAGGUCGGCGGAGGUCGGCGGAGGUGGAGCGAAGGUGGGAGGAGGUGGGCGAAGGUCCGCGGAGGUGGGCAGAGGCGGGCGGAGGGGAUUGGGAUCAGGAUCGGGAAGCGGAAGCGGAGCGAGCUUGCCGCGUGGCGAACUUGCCACGUGGCGAUCUUGGCACGUGGGAGGCGGAGGUGGCGAACUUGCCACGUGGCAAUCUUGUCAUGUGGGAGGGGGAGGUAGCGAGCGGAAUUGGAAGCGGGGGAAAGUACAAGCAAGGGGGGAAGCCGGCGGAAGCGGAAACGGGGGGACAACGAAAGCAAGGGGGGAAGCCGGGGGAAGAAGAAGAAGAAGAGGAAAAAGAAGAUGAAGAAGAAGAAGAAGAAGGCGGACGAGGAGUCGACGACGCAGGCGCACCCGGAGUCAAAGGCUACGCGGUGGAGGUGGGGAAGCCGGCGGAAGCGGAGGUGGAGGAGGACACGCAAGGGGAGGCGGAGGCGGAGCCGGAGCUGGAAGUUGAGGUGGAGGAGGUGAGGAAGUGGACGGAAAUGGAGGUGGAGGAGGACACGCAGGGGGAGGCAGAGGCGGAGCCGAACCCGGAAGACGAUGCAGAGGAGGCUGGGAAGUCGUUGGAAGCGGAGGUGGAGGAGGUGGAGGAGGAUAGGCAUGGCCCACUUGCCACGUGGGCCACUUGGCACAUGGCGAUCUUACCACAUAGGUUAGCAGAGGAGGUGAUCGAGCGGGAGAUCGAAGACAAACCCCUCGCGGAUUUCGUUAAGACCAGGAUUCGGAUACUCUGGCUGAAGAACCGGAGCGUAGCGCAAUUAAUUCACAACCAGAAGGGUUUUGCGUGCAUGAAGGAACAUAGCUGCCCGUGCGCGAAGCUCGAUUUGCAGAAGGUGGACGCGCACGUGAUGACGCGAUUCUCGGAGAUGGAGAUGCUGAAACGGUUACCGGCGAACAGCACAUUCUACUUGAACUCCAUCUCGGAACUAACAAAGAGACUCGYAGGAACUGCAGUACRUUUUAGAGCMGCGGGGUGCGACCAAGCUAUCGGGAGGUGUUAUGAUAUCAAAGACAUGUUCUCGCGGAUCCCGCAYGAAGCAGUGAUUCAGGCGGUACACCAGCUUCUCAGGAUCUAUGAGAACAAGGGAAGUAAGCAGGUCARAGUGUCUCGGAGGGGGARAAACUGUAUUAUUAGUGAUAACAAGAGAAAGACGGACGGUUAUGUUAGCUUGCCACUGAAGCUGAUUCUGGAAGGCGUAAGAUACGACCUGAGACACUCGGUCGUUAAAUGCGGAGAUAAAAUAGUCAGGCAAAUUUUUGGAAUUCCGAUGGGGAAGUCGACAAGCCCGAUCCUAGCCUCGAUUACCUGUGCUAUGGUGGAACUGCGCUUUAUCAAUGAGCUUGGAAGCGACAGAAGACUUGUGGGCGGCUGGAGAGUGAUGGAUGACAUCACCGUGAUCGUCGGAGUAAUGGGACAAGGCGRCAAUGCUGGACACCGCGAAGAUCUCUUCGAAUCCUUCGAAGGGAUCUACGACAAGAAUCUGGAGAUAGUGCGAAAGGACGACUGUGGGACGACGUGGCAGUUCGUUGGAGGUGAAAUGAUGAUCUGUAGAUCGCCACUUCAGCUUCACUACAUACCAAGUACAAGAAAUUCGGAAAGCMUGAAUGCAGACGGAGAACUUCGCUUCCAGACGAUGCAGGACUACAACUCAUAUUCAGCGAAAUGCGUGAAGAAGGCGGUAUUGACAACCACGAUUAGAAGACUGUGGGACCAGGCGACGAGCAAGGAGCUAGUACUGGGUGCUAUUGGCUUUGCUGUUUGCGAAGCGGACCUCCGGGGUUACCCCCCGGAGGUCUCUCYCRGUGCCCUGACCAAUUUGGUCAAGGCUGUGCCCAAUCGAGCACUACAGACCCUACGAAAGGCCUUUUCCUACUCAGCGGACAGAGGGAGCAGAAUUAGUAAGAAGGAAGGUGGCGAAUGGCGGUUAGACGGAGAAGAGCGAGAUAUGGUAAGACAUCCGUCAGCGGUACUUACGGAGCAUCUACGAGCGCAUCUGCCAUCCGGAAGGGAGUCUAUUAAUAGCUUGAUCGAGCUCCUGGGCAAGGUCGGCUUCUACGGCGGGGGUCGCUCUGCUGGUUGGCCAUUUUGCUUAUCUGGGCGAUCGACGACAGCGGCUAUGGGUGAGGCAGGCUCUAAUGGCGUGAGGGCGAACGGCUCCACGCAUGGCCACCACCAUGGGUUGGCGUUCGCUACGCGCGCUCUCCAUUUCCAGGACGAGAACGAUCCGUACGGUGCGAAGAACGCUCCCAUUUACCUGACGGCCACUUUCCAGCUUCCCUCCGUGACGAAGGCUGGUUCGUUUCUGUAUUCGCGGUUCGACAACCCGACGAGAUCGACGCUGGAGAAGCACAUUGCUCGGCUUCACGAUGCGGAUCGUGCGUUCUGCUUCUCGACGGGAAUGGCUGCCCUGACGACGGUGAUGCAGCUGGUCGAGGUCGGCGACGAGAUCGUGGCGGACGAUGACAUAUAUGGCGGAACGGACAGGCUGCUCACCAGCCUAGUCCCUCGGUGGGGCGUGACGGUGAAGCGCGCCAACACGAGCAAUCUGGACGAGAUCCGAGCGGCAGUGACGCCGAAGACCAAGCUCGUGUUCCUGGAGAUCGCAACGAACCCUCUGCUGCAGAUCACGGACAUCGCCGCCAUCUCAGAGAUCGCGCACAGGACCGGCGCGCUGGUCGUGGUGGACAACAGCAUCAUGUCGUCGGCACUGUCGAGGCCGUUGGAUCACGGCGCCGAUAUCGUGAUGGAGUCGCUGACGAAGUUCAUGUCCGGGCACAGCGACGUGAUGGGCGGUUUCCUGGCGGUCAGGGGGGAGCAGCUUGCCAAGGACAUCCACUUUCUCCAGUCCGCAGAGGGCGCGUGUCUGAGCGCGUUCGACAGUUUCCUGAUCUUGAGGGGCAUGCAGACAUUGUCUUUGCGAGUGGGGAAGGCUCAGGAGAACGCGCAGGUCAUCGCGGAGUGGCUGGCGAAGCAUCCGCUUGUGAAGAAGGUGCUCUAUCUGGGGCUGCCCGGCUUCCGCGACAGGGAUCUCCAUUUCAAGCAGUGCUCCGGGGCGGGAUCGGUGCUCUGCUUCACGACCGGAGACGUCCAGCUGUCCAAGCUGGUCGCGGACGGCGUUGAGGUCUUUCAGAAGGCUGUGAGCUUCGGCAGCGUGGGCUCGCUGAUCAGCUUGCCCUGCUUCAUGUCCCACGCCAAUGUGCCCAAGGCCGUCCGAGAAACCCGCGGCCUUCCGGACGAUCUCGUACAGCUGGGUGUCGGGAUCGAGUUCGUGGGCGAUCUCAUCAAGGACUUGGACCACUCUUUCAAGAAGGCUAUGGCGACGCUUGGAGGACAGGCGUCACCCAAGUUCGAUCCCAUCCCCUCCAACAAACCCGUCUAUAAGCCUCGCUUCCAUUAGUAAUAAACCGCCGCCAUCUCGAAACAGUUUACUCCGAGGUUAGCAGAAAAAGGGCUGUUAGGAACGACGACGACGACUCUCACCCGGCGUCGCCGGCGAUGGCUGGUCUAUGACUUGUUCCCUACUUUUGAACGUCGUUUUCUUUUCGCUUCUGUCGAAAUAGUUUCGUUGUUAGGUGCUCUCUGUGACAUCAGCUAGCUAACUAUGUAAAUUCUUCCUCACAUUAAUCCUGCAAACGGCGACCGUCUUGCAUUUCGGAUUUCCAAAAUUUUCGCUUUUUCCUCGUUUGAACUUUGAACUAUUAACUGUGUACAUGCAUUCCCCUUAUCUUAGGCGAGGAGGUUGUCCAGUUGCGCGCCCUUUCCCCAUGGACGCGGGGUUACCAAGUUGUCUACCCGCCUUCUUCCGAAGACAACGCACCCUCAUUUUGUCUGCACCUCACCGGAAAUAUAGCUUCUGUACAUUCAUUAUCGGGGUGCGUUAUGUUCGAGGGAAGACGGUAGUCGUCUACUAGGGUUUCCCCAUCAACCCGCUGGGUAAGGAACUUGUCCAGUUGCCCUGGUUUCCCCCACUAACUCGUGUAAAAGAGUGGUCCAGCCGUCCGGGAUUUUCCACAUUAACUCGGAUUAGGAGGAAAAUCCAUUUGGCAAGUGCCAAGUGGGAUGUCAAUUAACCGGUGUAACCGAGGGGUCCAGCUGUCCGGAUUUAUGUCGAUUAACCGGUGUAGCCGAGGGGUCCAGCUGUCCGGAUUUUCCUCAUUAACUCGGGUCGGGUUAGGAGGUUGUCCGGUCGGCAAGUGGGAUGCAAGUGUGCCGUCGAAUGGCUUCAAGUUGGUCGUCUUCAAUGACAUGCACUUGGCGAAAAGACCGGCAGUGGACAUGCUACUAGUGCACGCUGGAGUGGGUUUUGUUCAUGGCUUUGGUCAGGACUACCUAUCUUCGCUGACCUGCUUUGGGCGGUUGAGAAAAAAUUAUGUCCUUGAGGAGGGGGGAGAGACGUAUGUGAAAGCUACCUAGUAUGGCCGGCGUUCGCCGUUACGGUACAACUAAGGACGUUCUUUGCCUUUUGGUCUGUUUUGUUUUGUCCUUCGUGUCCAUUCGUCAGUCUGAGAGAGGACGUGAGGGCCCCGCCGUCUCUUUUGGAGGAGAUGAGAAGACAUAGGAUCAGGGUCGCGGCUGGGUAGCUUCUGAUUUUUUUUUCGGCCAUGUGUUGGCUGCCGACCUCUUUUCUGCUUACAGGGAUUUCCCGUUUUCUUCUCUGACUCUGAAGUGGGAUAACCCCUUGCUUUUUUUUUUUUUUUUUUUUUUUUUUUAAUACGUGAGCACCACCGCAUUUGAACUCGUUGCAUCGGAGGAAAAAGGAAAAUCCUCGCGCGUAUUCACUUACAGUUGGCAAUGCGUGCGUGUAAUACCAUUCAGCCGCACGCAACUGGUUGCAGGGUAAGUUUGGCCCGGCCCUGUGCUUGCGCCAUAGGGUUAGGUAUUGGGUUCAAUGGGUAGGUCUUUGGAUUGUGAAAUCACAGAGAGAUUGUGUUACUACGAUCCAGAGCUGUAAAGUACAUCGGAAGGUAGGUCUGGGAUUAGACGACUGCAGCAUGUGAGGAAGAAUCUUGGAAGGACAGUGGAAACGGUUUCGUUCGGGCUUCAAGUUGUUUGUCCCACUGUGAAUAGACGUCACCGCGUGAGGACCGGUGUCCCUGAUCGAGGAGCACGUGCUUUCAGACCGUGGCCGAGAUAAUUGGAAAUUUCGAGGUUAGCACUGCAUCAGUGCAUCCUUUCCUGUGCUGUGCUACGCUGUGCUGUCCUGUUCUUACGUUUGCGUCCUACCAGCCUACAGGUACUUGGUGAUUGGAGGGGAGCAGGGAAGUUGGUUAAUAGGGAAUUUGAGUGCAAACGGCAUUUAUGAUAUUAAUUGCUUGUAGAGUAGUCAGAGAAGGGAAGCUUAGGGCUCUUGGGUAAAUUCAAAGGCUGUGUGCCGCUGAGUCAGCAAUUAUUCGAGACUGAAGUAGGGGAUACGAUGGGGGGCUGGACUCGGAAGAAGAAGCCACAGACUCUGUCAGGGGAAUGAUGGUUCUACCGAAGGAAGGAUUUCGGGGAUCUGGGUGUGCUGCAGACUGGUUAUGGUUUCCCACAAAUAGGACGAAAGAGAUCAUACCCAUCACGCAGAUGGCUUUUUUAUCGUUCCUUUUUCUCCCUGCUUGGCAAUCUCUGGCGGCUUUGUGCAGAGGGCUUGCAGAUGGCCUUUCGAUCGUUCCUUGUCUAUCUUCUUGGCAAUCCCUGGCGGUUUUGUGCAGAGGGUUUGCUCUUCUUCACAAUCAUAACGAGUACUACUGUAGUGGUUAAUUAAGUAGCGUAAUGUAAUUAUACUGUCAUGCGUCCGCGUGGCGCUUUCUCUGUCCUCGGUAAGCAUAUUGUGCAUACUGUUACUGCUGUAGUGGUUUGAUCUCUCGUCGGUGGGCUCUGCCACAAUAUUACAACGGGAGCUCUGCCCCGUGCAUGUUGUGCAUACUGUUACUGCUGUAGUGGUUUUGAACGUUCUCGACUUCAUGAAGCAAUGUAUUGGAACGGGGCAAUUGCCGUGGUUUGAUCUCUCGUCGGUGGGCUCUGCCACAAUGUGGGUGGGUCGGAGGAAUGUGAUUCAGUGAAUGAAGCACAGGCUAUCGG